Messenger RNA from Clupea harengus (Atlantic herring), 6493 nucleotides. RefSeq names its product zinc finger and BTB domain containing 42 (gene zbtb42). The record is from RefSeq and is a predicted model, not a curated record. The coding region runs from base 858 to 2465 and encodes 535 amino acids. Gene Ontology annotation, cellular component: nucleus. The transcript is spliced from 3 exons. Gene Ontology annotation, molecular function: protein binding; DNA-binding transcription factor activity, RNA polymerase II-specific. NCBI's taxonomy places the organism in Eukaryota, Metazoa, Chordata, Actinopteri, Clupeiformes, Clupeidae. Gene Ontology annotation, biological process: regulation of transcription by RNA polymerase II.
CGCUACCUCCGCACACUGCAGUUGUCGCGGUCAGCGACAGUUAGAGUUCCUUUGCUGUUUAAGGUUCUUAUAAGCUCCGGUUCAUGAGUGUGUGCAGCCUUGUUGUCGCUACUGCGGUCGCUCUGUUCAGUCCCUGCUUCUGUAGUUUUGUUUUCGCUCUCAAGCUAAUUCUUUGCGUAUGAUUAAAUAUCUCUGUACUGGCCUAUGAAACCGAUAAGUUUUUUAAAAGUGAAAACACCGAUCUGAAUUGAUUGUAGGUUUUACUAUGUAGCGUUUGCCUGUUUUCUUGCUUCCCCCUCAUCAUCUCAUAAUCUUUAAACUAGUUUACGCAAAAGUAUCGAGUCGGAGCGUGUAGCCUAUUUGUAAUGGACAAUGUGGUUGGAUUCGUGUCGCAGAAUAACUAGCUGCUCGAAUAUUCUUAAAGUUUGUAUUGUGUGACAUACGCAAACAAAAGAGAGGCAUUACUUCGGUGGAACUCUGAAACAAGUUGUGGCGUCUAAUCUCUAGAUUUGAAGUAACAUAUGGCGUAAAGGGGAGCACAGCUGGAGGUAGCGUUUCCACUGCGGUGAUGUCAGAGCAGCUGACUCCACAGCUUGCAGUGUAAUUAGCAAACAGGGCACCAGUUUACUCACUCGCCUGCCUUUUCCCUAACCUUGCUCGAUGGGCAAGAGCUGGAGAUCGGAGAGCCUGCGUUUUUGUCGGGCGUUUAUGUGAACUCUGUGUGCGUGCGAGCCUGAUAAAUGAACGAUCUCUCAUUAAUGUCCGAUGAACACGAAGAGUUGAAUAGCGAACCUUUUUUGUCCGUGUGGUAGCGUGUAUACGACUGCUUGCACUCGCCUCGUCCUUUAUGCAAUUCCAUGGGAAGCGCAAAAAGUAGCGAUCAACUAAUCGGACUGUUGCAACACGAAGAGGAAGGUUAUGAAGGAAGAAUGGAGUUCCCAGACCAUAGCCGCCAGUUGCUGCAGUGCCUGAGCCAGCAGCGUCACCAAGGUUUCCUCUGUGACUGCACUGUUCUCGUCGGCGAGGCGCGUUUCAAAGCGCACAGAGCCGUGCUGGCCUCCUGCAGCAUGUAUUUCCACCUCUUCUACAGGGACCAGCUGGACAAAAGGGACGUUGUGCAUCUGAACAGUGACAUUGUGACGGCCCCAGCUUUCAGCCUGCUCCUUGAAUUUAUGUAUGAGGGGAAGCUCGAGUUCAACGCCCUGCCGGUGGAGGAUGUCUUGGCCGCUGCCAGCUACCUCCACAUGUACGACAUAGUAAAAGUGUGCAAAGGCAAGCUGAAAGACAAGGACCUGUCAACGCUGGAUGAGCGGCUGGGAGAGGGGAUGGGGAUGGCACUGGGCUGUCUGGACAGGGAGAGCUCCUCCGAUGGGGAGAUGCAGCACGGCAGCAACAACAAACAGGCGGCCGUGCGGCGGCAGACGCCACAGCAGCCUGCCCCGAGGGCCCCUCCGGCUGACGACUGUGACAUGGACAGCAGCGAGGGCCGGCUGGCUGUCACAGAUUGUGAUAGGUCCGCCGCGGCGGGCAGGCAGAAGGCGAACGGUCACCCCGCCAGGUCCCCGGACCUUGUAGGUGUCAAUUAUGUGUCAGCCGAGGCCGAGCCCUGCGUCCAAACAGCUGGAAAAACAAAAGCUGAUGUCAGUGGUUCCGCGGGUGCGCCCUCCCAGAGGUCCCGGGCGUCGGAUGACAUGGACUGCGCUCUGGAUUUGUCUUUCAAGCCUCUGCCGGCCUGCCGAGACGCCUUCCACCCCUCCCACGUCUCGGGACAGCUGGCCCUCGACAGCCAGCAGCAGGGCACUGAGCCACUUGUUAAAGACGAACAAGACUUGCUGUCAGAGCAGGGGGACAGUGAGCCGACGAGCCCGGAGAGCCAGCGCUUUGGGAAUAGCGCCAGGAGCGCGGUGGUGACAGGGUUCGCUGCCCUCUUCCCGAGCAACAACGGCUCCAACGCCACCCUGCUAUCCCCAGAGGAGGGACUGAUGGAGGGGGAGGGGGAGGAAGAGGACGACCUGGCGUCCUCGGACAUCUCCACGUCCAGCGGGGUCCUGCUGCCCCCGGGCCAGCAGGUGUGUGUGUGCCCACUGUGCAGCAAAGUCUUCCCCAGCCCGCACAUAUUGCAGCUGCACCUGAGCUCGCACUUCCGCGAGAAGGACGGCAUGCGCUCCAAGCUCUCGCCCGACGGCUCCGUGCCCACCUGCUCACUCUGCGGCAAGACCUUCUCCUGCAUGUACACGCUCAAGCGGCACGAGCGCACGCACUCCGGCGAGAAGCCCUACACCUGCGGCACGUGUGGCAAGAGCUUCCAGUACUCGCACAACUUGAGCCGCCACGCUGUGGUGCACACGCGCGAGAAGCCCCACGCGUGCAAGUGGUGCGAGCGGCGCUUCACGCAGUCCGGGGACCUCUACCGCCACAUCCGCAAGUUCCACUGCGGCCUUGUCAAAACCCUUGCCAUCGGCUAGAUACGGAGGAGUCUAAAACCGAUCAACACAAUAGAAAAACACACACACACACACACACACACACACCCAAACAAAACAAACAGAAAACAAAUAGCACUUGUGCCAUGACAAUAUCAAGACAAAAACUGUCUUUGUAUACACUCUAGACUACUAGAGACUACUAGUACAGGUCUCUUUGAAUCUCCUGCUGUUGCUGCACCUCAAAAUGUACCCUAAUUUGAUGCACUGAGGGGCAUCCUUUUGCAUUACUGCUCAGCGAGGCUUUGCUAAUUUCAAAUGCACAUAAGUGUGUUUAAUUAGUGGUUGCCUACGGUGUUAAUCUCUCUCUCUGUUCGCCUGGGCGUCUGCAUGGUUGAAAUAAUAGACAAUUAAGGUAGUGAAGAGACUUAUGGCUCCUGACUCAUGAAAUAUACGUGUCACCUCUUUAUGCUGAAUGAACAAAAGUGCUGGAGGACUGGAUGCCCUCCCAUGAGCAGUGUGGGCCUCCUGAACUUGUUUAAAUCAGUUUUGUAUAUAUAAACACACUCUGAGCUACUGAGCAAUUGAUGCAACCUUUUUUCAGAGCAGCAGAACUUUUAUUUUUGUUUUGGCCAGCCUACACUCUCAAUCUUUACACGAGUCCAAGCCUAGGAUCCCUCAACAAUAGACCUGCUUUAUACUUUAGACAGCUAAAAGUAUAGGAAGUUUGACGACUACGGAGUAUUUGUUUUGUUCGUUAGAAUGUUGGGAUGUGUCCAUUUUUUACAGGCUUUUGUUAGGACAUCAUAAAAGGAUUCUGUUAUUUAUAUGAUAGUAACUGUAUUUGCACCAGGACCAGAUUUCUUUGUUUUUGUACAUAUCUACUGGAAGAGGCGCAGAGGUUGUUUAAGAUGGAAGGGUAUUUAUCAGGACUGUCAUGUCACCCUGACAGCUCUUUGAAAGAUUUGUCUCUUAGACGCGCUGUAUUGACAUCCACUGCAGCCGACUGAACAUCUGUUGGAGGUGAAGUGGAAGACUUGGAGAGAAAUAUUUGUCAGGUUUUGUCAAGUAAAACAUGGCAACAAUCAACUCUCCAUGUCCACUUGAGCUCUCCUCCAGACCAUCAUGGAAGUUUUACUUUGCGUUCUACUGUAAUGGACAGAGAGGAGACGGCUGUCACCCGUGGCAUGCAUCUGGGCCCCAUUCGGCCCAGGUCCGUUCUAGUGUAGCCGUAGAUGACAGGGUGGAGCCCAGGACAGUGUGGUCUGUACUGUGACCAAGAUGGAUUGGGUGUGUCGCUGAUGGACACACAGAUGAGUAAAGUGUUGCAAGACCCCAAGCUUGCCUGUGAAGUGCUGUACUGUACUGCACUGUACUGUAGAUGAGGACAUCUCACAGGACAAGACUGUCAGUUCAGAUGGGUUAACUCUCAGUGGCAUCUCACUUAUCCUACUGAAUGGGUCAGACUUUUUUUUUGCUGUUUUCUUUUGUUUUUCUUUCAAUCACUCCCUCUUUCUUUCUGUCUCUUCAUCCCUUUUGUGUAGUGGGUGAAUGUGAAACAAGAUCAGGCAGGAAGCUGAAAGUGAUUGCAGUCAAUAAUUUGACUGACUGGGUCUUUGGUGUUUAAACUCUUAGAAGGUUGUUCGCUUUUCUUUUUAAAAUCUGGUUUCUACUUGAUUCGGACAUAGCAUAUACUGUAUGGAUCGGCAUGAAAGCAGGUAGCACUAAAAAUCCAACUUCUGUAUGAUUUCAUCUCUCCUGAGAAAACUUGAUUAGGGUUAUUUAUUAGUGUUUUCUUUUUUUUUGGUUCAGGGUUUUAUUAUCCAUUUAAUUCUUGAAGUUUUUAGAGGGCUGCUUUCUUUUGCUGGUACUGUUUCGGUUGUUAACUGGGGUCAUUUCAACCUUAUAUCGCAGGUGUAGUUACUGUUUAUGUUCACAAAGUGAGAUUCUGUAACAUUUGUCUCCAAUGUUAAAAAAAAAAAAAACCUGAAGCUAUCUUAAAUGAAUUUUUUUCUCACAAGAUACUGAGAAGCACUUGUUUUGAGCAGACAUACUGUAGUUUUGACACUGAUUCUAUGUAGGCUGCUAUUUCUAACUAUUUGUAUAUUUAAUGUAAAUAUGUAUUUUAUUUAUCAAAAUAAUUUUUUGUAUGUGUCGGACACAAGCUGAGUUGAGAAAAAAAAAAGAUGCCUCUCAAAAUGACCUUUUUGCAAUCCUUUAAGUCUAAGGUUUUUUUUUUUACUCAGAUUUGUUUGUCCUUCUUGAGAGGUCCUCUCUCGUUUAUGCCUUGAUUUGGUUGAUGAGCUGCGCAGAGUGGCGUGCAGCUCUCUGAACUACUUAUUUUGCCUUUGUGUGAAGGACAUGGUGUUUUCUUUGGUGCUAACACUCCAAUGUUCCACCGAGAGCACCCGCAGGAAAGAAAUCAAACGAAUUGAACUUCUGUUCGCUCUACUGUUCAUCUCCUGUCCCGGGGAUUUAACCCUGGAGGAUUGUGUGUCUUCCCCCACUCUAGCUCUAUACUGAAGCAGAAUCGAGUCUCGCAUUGCACUUUUUUUUUUGUAUUAACCAUUAUGCUGGUAUGUGAGUAAUGUAUGGAGGGAGAAUUUAUGCAGGUGCAUAGCGCAUGUCAGCGCAGAAGGAAAGGACUAAUGCAAAAGAGAGAGCACCGUUUGUUUCUGUUGUUGUUCCCUAUUCACACAGACAGGAUUGCACAACCACAUCCAUUUUUUUUGUUGCACAUGUACUUUCACAAGAGCCUCUGCAGAAUUGUAUUUUUUUUCUUUUAUGUGUUAGUACACUUAAGGAUCGGUUCAAACAUUGUGAUUUGGCUUUGUUGUAAUACUGAAGUAUUUGGUACAGUUUGUAUGCAGAGAAUGAAAAAAAAGGAUACCCUUCAACCACCACCAUCAACAUUUUUGUGCUUUGAAUGAACCGGUUAAUGUCUUGCCAUUUCAGGUGUGCGUGUUGUUUUUCUGGUCAGAACAAUCUCUUGAUUUCAAAUGAAUGUCACUGUAUAUGUAUCGAAUCCGAACAUGGAGGAAUGUAGUUUGUUUAACUCAAAAUGAGACAUCAUUUCAUGCAGCUCUUGUCGAGAGAUUGUAACCACCGUCGUCUUGAUGUAUGCAUUUUGCUAUUCUGAAGUGGUGGAAAUUACUACACAGUGCUAUUUCUCCUUUUUGUGCAAAACGAAUGCAAUUCUAUUUAUAUUUCCAGAAUCAUUUGACCGCAUUCAUGCCUUGUUGACACAAGGUAGACAAUAUAUUCACCCAACCCUAUCGAAAGCCCUCUGUGGUUCUUCAAUGUCAAAGACCGUACACAUACAUACUGUUUAUAGUGGUUAAUAGCCCCAAAAGUCCUAACUGAUGGCUGUCGCUUCAAAUUGCUGAGGUAAAAAGUGACAAUAUUACAAACCACUGCAGCGACCAUAAUUUGGUCACUAUUCCUUCUCAUUCGCUUUGUGUAUGGGUUGGGUUUUAAGAGAAACACCAGCAUGAACAUAAUCACAAGAGUGAACGUUAUGCAUUGAAAGUCCUGUGGUUCUGGAAGUGCAUUACUUGUGCGCGCUUACUAGGUGCCGGACGUGGUGAAUACGAGACAUUGACGUUUAGGUUUGGAGGAAAGACCUCCUCUUUCGACUGCAUGGAUGUGUGACUCUGAAAAUGUACUACAGGUUCAGACUGUGAAAUUGUGUAUAAUCAAAAAUAUUUAUUGAUUCCUUGUGCAAAAUUUUACUGUAUCUCACAAUUUUGACUUGUAAAAUGAAAGAUACUACUAAAUACAGAACUUUUUUCAUAGACUUUGUAGAAGUGCCAUUAGAUUUAAUAUAAUUUUUUAAUAAAGGUAUAUUUUAUAGGAAUCAAAUGCUUCAGUGAUAGUGCUUUAGAAACCAUAGAAGACAAUCUCCUUGAUUUGACACUUGUUAGAUUUUGAUGAUCUGGAAUUUUGUGUGCUUUUUUGUUAGCUCUUUUGAUGUGUGCCUGUGUGUGUGUGUGUGUGCUGUGAAGAUGUGACAAUCUCGAUUUAGGUCUUUUAUUUAGAAUGUGAAUACAUUAAAAGAUAAUUUUCUGUGA